AGAGUAAAAGGGAUCAUGGAGAUCCUGAGGAGGGUCAAAAGCAGUUAUUACUCCUCCUUUCAGGGCGUCUCUGUCAAAGUCAAUGAGGCGGUGCUGGAAGCUGAGGACAUAGAUCUGCAUCUGCGUCCUUUGAGGAGGCUUAUCACCAACCUGGAGGAGAGAAGUUUCCCUCAGGUGGACAUUUUGCUGCCCCCUCUCUUCCACACCCUUUGUCUCAUCUGGAGUCACUCCCAGUUCUACUGCACUCCUCAGCGCAUGGUUGUCCUCCUGCAGGAGUUCUGCAACCUCAUCCUGGAGAAGGCCUUUGCUUACCUGAUCCCCGAGGAACUAUUUAAGAUGGAACUUGAGGAGGGCCAGGAGAGAGUCCAAAUAACCAUUUCAGUCCUGCGCACCUUCAAGCAGCUAUUUCACACUCACCGCCAGAAUAUUCGCAGAUACUUCCAACAGAGCCAGACCAUCAAGUUUUGGGACUUUCCGGCCACGCUUGUGUUCCGGCGUUCUGACCGCAUCAUGGAAAGGUUGCUUAUGAUCGAGGAGUUAUUUGCCGCAGCGCUAGAUUUUCUGAAGCUGGAGAAAAUUGAACUUGGCGGAUCCAGAGGCAAAAUUCUCAAUGAGAUGGUCUGCACCAUGAGUGAAGAGUUCCAUGACCGUUGGCGAGCACUCAGAGAGAGCAAAUAUGACCCCUUGGACUACACUAAUGAUGAUUUUGUUCAUCAACACAAGCGUUUUAUGGAACAGAACAAGGACUUUGACCAAAGGCUGGGAACUGUCCUCAAUCUGGCCUUUCAGCACUCUAAAAACCUCAAAUCUACAUUCAAGCUGUUAAAGCUUUUUGGCAACUUGCUUGAGAGGCCGAGGAUUCAUCAGCUCUUCUCUCCUAAUUAUACUCUGCUGUUGGACAUGUUCAACCAGGAAGUAAACCAUUGGCAGUUUCUACUUAAUCAACACAGAGAUGAGGUGAGGAAAAACACUAGUGGAAGUGUGAGUUUGGGGAAAAAUAUGCCCCUAGUGGCUGGGAGGCUGAAAUGGUCGCAGGAGCUUCAGAGUCGCAUCCUGACCAACAGGAGCAAUCUAUGUCAGCUAGCUCAAAUGCCACUGGGGGGCGCUCAGGCCGAUGCCGCCUUCCAGAAGUGUGAGCGUCUUCUAGAAACUUUAGAGCGACAGGACCAGGAGCUUUUCUCAGAGUGGACUGAAGGACUGGAGGACAUCUGUCAAAGACACCUAAAGGACCCUCUGUUGACCCUUGACACCAACACGGGCCUGUUCCACGUCAACUUCAGUCCAGCUUUGACAUCAGUGCUCAGGGAGGUGAAGUAUCUGGGAAUGCUGAAAAGCCAAAACAUUCCUAAAGCAGCUCUUCAUCUCUACUCUAAACGUGAGAGACUCCAUGUGCAAACUCAGACCCUGACCUUGGUGACCCAGUGGUACAACCAGCUGCAGAGCACCAUCCUGGAUGUGGAGUUAGGACUAGUUCAAGAUGAGAUGGACAAGACCAGGCGACAGCUGGAUCCGGCCCUGGGAAAGCUGACCUGGGCCCAGGACAACCUGUGGGACUACAUGAAGACCACAAGAGAUCUUGUCCAGAGCAUUUGGAGUCGUGUCUGCAAGAGCAAAGCUAAUGUGGAGGCCAUCCAAAGCCUCAUGGGCAAACUUAGUCAGCGUGCAUGUAUUACCAGAAAGAGUCGUGAUUCUACACUUCUGGUGUUCUCUGAUAUUGAUGAAAGUAUCGCCAAACAGCACGCUCUCAUCAGCAGCACCGGAGCGCAGAUACACAUUCUUCUGCAGGAAAACCAGUCUCUCCUGGCGGUGUCCGACCUAAACAGUACCGAGUGGCAGGCUUACUCGGAUUACGUGGACCACAUGAUCUUGUCAGGCUUCUUUCGUACCAUCCGCUGCUCUCUGCAGUACCUGCUUCAGAACACAGAUGCCACCCAGCCUAUCACGCCACUGUUUGAAGUCCAGUUGAUGCUGAACAGCUGUGACAUGUGUUUUGAUCCCUCGCUUGACUUCAGCCACAGGGGCAACUUCUUUGACAUUGUGGAUAAGAUGGUUGCUAACAUUCUAAACAUGGCAUCCCUCAUCCCCAGAGUUGCUAAGCACACACAUCUGGAUAACUAUCAGAGCGACAUAAACGAGAUGAAAGAUUUGUCAGAAAUGUGCUAUACUUUACGCUCCCGAGCACGUGCAGCUAUCAACAAUGUCCGAGAAUAUCAAGGAUCGCUUGACAGCUACCGCUACCUCUGGACUGAUGACAGGUCUGAAUUUAUGAGGCAGUUUCUCCUCUACGGCCAUGUAUUAAGUACAGAGGAAGCUGAGCUUUAUGCAGACUAUGAACUGAAAAAGAACCCACCCACCCUGGAAAACUUUAAAGAGCAGAUCAAUCUGUUUGAGUCUCUGCAUGAGCGAGUCAGCAAGAUGGAGGACGGGAAGGUGUUUUGUGGCUGGCUACAGCUGGAUGUCAGACCCUUCAAGCAUACGCUGAUGAACGUCAUUAAGAGAUGGAGCUGGAUGUUCAAGGAGCACCUUCUCAACCAUGUCAACCAGAGUGUGAGGGAACUCUCUUCUUUUGUCCACGACACGGCUCAAGGUCUUUCUAACAAGGUGUCAGAUGGCGACUACGCUGGCCUGGUGGACAUUAUGGCACACCUCAUGGCCAUGAGAGACAGACAGAUCAGCAAUGAACAACACUUUAAGCCUCUCAAAUCUACAGCAGAGCUCCUCAAGACCUACGGGCAACAAAUCCCAGAGAGUGUCAAUACGCAGCUAGAAGAGCUUCCGGAGAAGUGGAAAAGUUUGAGGAAAAUUGCUUUCACAGUCAAACAUGAAGUGGCGCCGCUGCAGUCUAACGAAGUAUCCGUUAUCCGUAGGAAAUGUGUUCGUUUUGAGGUGAAGCAGUAUGAGUUCAGAGAGCGGUUUCGGCUUGAAGUCAUUUUUAAGAUCAGUGUGGAGGAACCAUAUAAAGAAAUUGAUAAGGCCAAUGGAGUAGUAUCAGCAAUGGAAGCACAAAUGAAAGCGCUGCAGGAUACAGCCGACCUGUUCGAGGUCAGCUUCCCAGACUACAAGCAGCUACGCCAGUGUCGUACUGACAUCAUACUCGUCAAAGCAGUGUGGGAUAUGGUCAUGUUUGUUAAGAGCAGCAUAGAGGACUGGACCAAGACUCCAUGGAAAGAGAUCAACGUUGAGCAGAUGGAUAUGGAGCUAAGACGUUUUGCAAAGGAGAUGAAGAUGCUGGAUAAGGAUGUACGUGUGUGGGAUGUCUACACAGGACUGGAGUCAACGGUGAAGAAUCUGUUGACCUCUCUGAGAGCAGUCAAUGAGCUGCAGAACUCUGCUGUCAGGGAGAGACACUGGCAGCAGCUAAUGAACACCACCAAGGUAACGUUUGUGAUGGGAGAAGGCACCACCCUUGGGAACCUGUUGGAAUUGCAGCUUCACCGCGUUGAGGAUGAGGUCAAAAACAUAGUAGACAAGGCUGUGAAAGAAAUGGCCAUAGAGAAGGUUUUGGCAGAGAUAAAACAGACAUGGCGUGUUCAGUCAUUGUCAUAUGAGACUCACACCAGUACUGGAAUCCCUCUUCUCAAAGCAGACGAGAACCUGAUAGAAACACUGGAGGACAACCAGGUGCAGUUGCAAAACAUCCUCAUGAGCAAGUAUGUGGAAUAUUUCCAGCCAGAAGUGAGUGGAUGGCAGAGGAAGCUGAUGGUGGCUGACCUGGUCAUCUCCUCGUGGAUGUCUGUGCAGAGGACCUGGGCCCACCUCAACAGCAUCUUCACUAACAGCCAUGACAUCCGUUGCCAGCUGGCCAGUGAUGCCGAGCGCUUCCAGGGAAUACAGAAUGACUUUCAGACUUUGAUAAGCGAGUUGGUGCAGAACAAUAACGUCCUAGAAGUGACCAACCAGCCAGGCUUCUUAGAAAGCCUGGAGACACUCCAGCAGAGGCUGUCUGUAUGUGAGAAGGCUCUGGCAGAGUAUCUGGAGACCAAGAGGCUCACAUUCCCCAGAUUUUACUUUGUGUCUGCCACUGACCUGCUGGAGAUUGUCUCCAAGGGAACACAACCUAAACAGGUAACCAGACACUUGCUAAAGCUGUUCGACAACAUAGCAGAUCUUUCCUUCAAGGAGUCAUACAGAGGUGAAGGAGGUAUUGAAGAGGAGGGGGAGGCUGUUGCCAUAGGGAUGUACAGCCGAGAGGGAGAACAUGUACCAUUCUCCGAGCCCUGUGUCUGUAAAGGACAGGCCGAGUGCUGGUUGGGUGCCUUGGAGAAUACCAUGCGCUGCACCAUUCAGAAGGAGAUCCAGGAGGCGGUAGCUGCCUAUGAGGACAAAGCACGUGACCAGUGGCUCUUUGACUACCCUGCACAGGUUGGGUUGACUGGUAGUCAAGUGUGGUGGGCCACAGAUGUGGGAAUUGCCUUUGCACGUGUGGAGGAAGGAUUUGAUACGGCUCUAAAAGAAUAUAAUAAAAAACAGAUCACACAGCUCAACUCACUGAUCCACAUGCUCCUUGGCGAUUUGACACCUGGAGACAGACAGAAAAUUAUGACCAUCUGCACCAUAGAUGUCCACGCUCGAGAUGUAGUGGCCAAUCUCAUUGCUCAAAAGGUGACAACAGGACAAGCGUUUGCGUGGCUCUCCCAGUUGCGCCACCGUUGGGAUGAUGAAACGCGACACUGUUACGUUGAUAUUUGUGAUGCCCGGUUCCGGUUUAGUUAUGAAUACCUGGGGAACACCAACAGGCUUGUCAUCACCCCUCUUACUGACAGGUGUUACAUAACUCUGACCCAGUCGCUCCAUCUGACUAUGAGUGGCGCACCCUCAGGCCCAGCAGGUACCGGUAAGACAGAGACUACCAAGGACCUGGGUCGCUCCCUGGGUAUUAUGGUCUAUGUAUUCAACUGCUCAGAACAGAUGGACUACAAGUCUAUUGGGAACAUUUAUAAGGGUCUGGCUCAGACUGGAGUGUGGGGCUGCUUUGACGAGUUCAACAGGAUCUCGGUGGAAGUGCUUUCUGUGGUCGCUGUGCAGGUGAAGACUAUACAGGAUGCUGUACGCAACAAAAAACACAGGUUCAAUUUCCUUGGAGAAGAAAUAGAACUAAAGCAAACAGUGGGAAUUUUCAUCACGUUGAACCCAGGUUAUGCCGGCAGGGCCGAGCUGCCAGAGAACCUCAAGGCUCUCUUCAGGCCCUGUGCUAUGGUAAUCCCAGACUUUGAGCUCAUCUGUGAGAUCAUGUUGGUAGCAGAGGGCUUCAUUGACGCUCGUCUGUUGGCACGCAAGUUUAUUAGCCUUUACACACUCUGUAAAGAACUGCUCUCGAAGCAGGAUCAUUAUGAUUGGGGUUUAAGGGCCAUCAAAUCAGUUCUGGUGGUGGCUGGCUCACUGAAAAGAGAGGAGCAUAGCAGACCUGAAGAGCAGGUGCUGAUGCGGGCGUUAAGGGACUUCAACCUGCCUAAGAUUGUGACUGGUGAUGUUCCUAUAUUUCUAGGCCUUAUUAGUGACCUCUUCCCUCAGUUGGACGUUCCACGGAAAAGAGACUCUCAACUGGAAAAUGCUGUCCGCCAGUCAGUUAGUGAGCUCUGCCUCCAGGCAGAAGAAAACUUCAUACUCAAGGUGACUCAGCUGGAGGAGCUUUUGGCUGUCAGACACUCUGUAUUUGUAGUAGGUGGACCAGGAACUGGAAAGAGCCAGAUCCUGAAGACCCUCCAUAGGACCUAUGCAAACAUGAAGAUGAAGCCAGUGUGGCAUGACAUCAACCCAAAAGCCGUGACUACAGAUGAGUUGUUUGGAUAUCUGCACACUGUCACCAGAGAGUGGAAGGAUGGCGUGUUCUCCACCACUAUGAGAGAACUGACAUCAGUUACCCAUGAUGGCCCCAAAUGGAUUGUUCUAGAUGGGGACAUUGACCCCAUGUGGAUUGAGUCUCUCAACACCGUUAUGGACGAUAAUAAAGUAUUAACUUUAGCAAGUAACGAGAGGAUCAGUUUGUCCUCCUCCAUGCGUCUCCUCUUUGAGAUAUCCCACCUAAAAGCUGCUACCCCGGCGACUGUGUCCAGAGCGGGAAUACUCUACGUCAACCCCCAGGACCUUGGCUGGAGCUCUUAUGUGGCAAGCUGGAUAGAGACCAGACAGGCUCAAUCUGAACGGGCCAACCUCACCAUUCUAUUUGACAAGUACGUGCCCUACUGUCUGGAACAAGUCCGCUGCAACUUAAAAACCAUCACCCCAAUUCCAGAAAACAGCAUGGUGCAAACGCUGUGUUCCUUGUUGGACUGCCUGCUGUCAGAUGACAAUGCUCCCCCUGACUCCCCAAGAGAACUUUACGAGGUUUACUUUGUCUUUUCCUGCGUCUGGGCUUUUGGAGGAGCGCUCUUCCAGGAUCACUUACAUGACUACCGUGCUGAAUUCAGCCGCUGGUGGUCCAAGGAAAUGAGAGCUGUGAAGUUCCCCUCCCAAGGAACCGUCUUUGACUACUUUAUAGACCCCGAGACCAAAAAAUUUACCCCCUGGAGCGAGAAGAUGGUUCCUUUUGAACUGGAGUCUGAUGUGCCUCUGCAGACGGUGCUGGUCCACACCCCAGAAACCAUCUGUCUGACGUAUUUCAUGGACCUGCUGCUACAUCGAGGCAAACCUAUCAUGUUGGUAGGCAACGCAGGGGUGGGGAAGACCAUACUGGUGUCUGAUAAAGUCACCAAGCUGAAAGAGGAGUACAUGGUGGCCAAAGUCCCAUUUAACUACUACACCACCUCAGCAAUGCUGCAGCGUGUCCUGGAGAAGCCACUGGAGAAGAAAGCUGGCCGUAAAUUUGGUCCUCCCACCACAAAGAAACUCAUCUACUUCAUCGAUGACCUUAACAUGCCCGAGGUGGAUGUGUAUGGGACGGUCCAGCCACACACUCUCAUACGGCAGCACCUGGACUACAACCACUGGUAUGACAGACAAAAGCUGACAGUAAAGGAGAUCAGUAACUGUCAGUACAUCACCUGCAUGAACCCCACAGCUGGGAGCUUCUCCAUAAACCCUCGACUACAGAGACAUUUCUCAGUGUUUGCAGUCCAUUUCCCCAGUGCUGAUGCAUUAGCCACCAUCUUCUCCAGCAUCUUGUCAGCUCACUUCCUGCAGGGGGGAUUCAGCUACGGCGUCUCUCGAUCAGUCGGAACUCUCAUUCAGGCUGCCAUUUCUUUGCACCAGAAAAUCAGUCAGAACUUCCUGCCCACAGCCAUACGCUUCCAUUACAUCUUCAACCUGCGAGAUCUUGCCAACAUCUUCCAGGGCAUUUUGUUUGCCCCGCCUGACUGUAUUCGAUACCCCAUGGACCUUGUUCACCUGUGGCUCCAUGAGAGCUCCAGGGUAUACUCGGACAAACUGAUGGAAGAGAAAGACGUGGAGCUCUUCAACAAAAUCCUGCUGGACACUGGCAAGAGAUUUUUUGAGGGAAUAGAUGAAUCCAUUUUCAUCCACCAGCCUCUGGUGUACUGUCACUUUUCUCAAGGUGUGGGAGAGCCUCGCUAUCACCUGGCUUCAGACUGGGAGAAACUCCAAAAGGUGCUUGUUGAUGCUCUGGAGCAUUAUAAUGAGCUGCAUGCUGUCAUGGACCUGGUGCUGUUUGAGGAAGCUAUCCAGCAUGUGUGUCGAAUAAGCCGCAUCCUGGAAGCUCCGUACGGUAAUGCCCUGCUCGUGGGGGUGGGCGGCAGUGGGAGGCAGAGUCUGUGUCGGCUGGCUGCCUUCCUCAGCUUGCUGGAAGUUUUCCAGAUCACAUUGCGUAAAGGAUACAGCUUCAAUGACCUCAAAAGUGAUAUAGCAGCCUUGUACAUAAAAGUAGGAGUGAAGAACAUCGGUACAGUCUUCCUUCAUACGGAUGCCCAGAUUCCUGAUGAAUGCUUCCUGGUACUCAUAAAUGACAUGCUGGCGUCAGGAGACAUCCCAGACCUGUUUAGUGAUGAAGAAGUAGACACAAUCAUGUCGUCAGUGCGCAUGGAACUGCGAGGUUUAGGACUUGUAGAUUCCAGAGAGAACUGCUGGAGCUUCUUUAUUGAAAGGAUACGAAGACAGCUCAAGGUGGUGUUGUGCUUUUCCCCAGUGGGGUUCACACUGCGGACACGUGCACGGAAGUUUCCAGCUCUGGUCAACUGCACGGCUAUUGAUUGGUUCCACCCGUGGCCUCAGCUCGCGUUGCAGUCUGUCAGCUCCACUUUCAUAGAGAAGAUACCUGGACUGGAGCCAAAUGUGAGAUCGUCUAUCAGUGAGUUUAUCUCCUAUGCACACACCAGUGUCAAUGAGGUGAGUGUCAAGUACCAGCAGAAUGAGAAGCACUUUAACUACACCACCCCAAAGAGUUUCCUGGAGUUCAUGAAGCUUUACGGCAACCUGCUGGGGAAGAAACGAACAGAGCUUAGCCAGAAGACAGAAAGACUAGAGAAUGGCCUGCAGAAGCUGCAAAGCACAGCCUCCCAGGUGGAGGAUCUGAAAGCCAAGCUUGCAGUGCAAGAGGUUGAGCUUUGGCAGAGGAACACGGACAUUGAGGCUCUCAUUGCUAAAAUCGGACAACAGACAGACAAGCUCAACCAAGAGAGAGCGGUUGCUGACACUGAGGAGCAAAAGGUGGAAGCAAUUCAAGCCGAGGUAAGCAAACAGCAGCGAGAGACAGAGAGCGACCUGGCUAAGGCUGAACCAGCCCUACAAGCUGCUAUCGAAGCCCUCAAUACACUCAACAGGUUGAAUCUGACCGAGCUCAGGACGUUCCCAAACCCUCCGGCUAUCGUCAGCAAUGUUACUGCAGCUGUUUUGGUGCUGCUCGCUCCUCAGGGCAAGAUUCCCAAGGAUCGCAGCUGGAAGGCGUCCAAGGUGGUCAUGAGCAAGGUGGAUGACUUCCUGCAGGCCUUGGUCAACUUUAACAAGGAGCACAUCCCAGAGGCCACAGUGAAGGUUGUGAGGGACGAGUACCUUAGUGACCCCGAGUUCAACCCUGAGUUUGUGCGGCACAAAUCCUCCGCAGCAGCUGGACUCUGUGCCUGGGUGAUCAAUAUGAUCCGAUUCCAUGAGGUACUUUGUGAAGUGGAGAUGAAGAGAAUGUGUCUGUCGCAAGCCAAUGCUGACUUAGCUGAAGCAGCCGAGAAGCUCCAGGUCAUCAGGAAGAAACUCGCUGAGUUGGAUGGCAGCCUGGAAGAGCUGACAAGCGCAUACGAGAAAGCCACUUCAGAAAAACUGCAUUUUCAAGACGAUGUUAACCGCACCAACAAGACAAUCGAAUUAGCCAAUCGCCUGGUCAAAGGGCUGCAGAGUGAAAAUGUGCGUUGGGCCCACUCGGUGGCACAGUACCAUGAACAGGAGGCCACUCUUUGUGGAGACGUCCUCCUAACUGCAGCCUUCAUCUCUUAUGCUGGGUCCUUUUCCAAAAAGUACCGCAAGGAGCUGCUGGACAACCUAUGGAUGCCCUUCCUCCUCAGCCAGAAGAUAUCCAUUCCCAUGACUGCAGACUUGGAUCCAGUGUCCAUGCUGACGGAUGAUGCAAUGAUAGCCCUGUGGAAUAACGAAGGCCUGCCAGGAGACAAAAUGUCCACUCAGAAUGCCACCAUCCUCACAAACUGUGAACGCUGGCCUCUCCUUAUUGACCCUCAGCUGCAGGGCAUCAAGUGGAUCAAGAGUCGCUAUGGUGGUAGCCUCAAAGUUGUCAGUCUUGGUCAGAAAGGCUACGUUGAUGUGAUCGAGCAAGCUGUAGUAUCAGGAGACACCGUCCUCAUCGAAAACCUUGAGGAGACUAUUGAUCCGGUUAUUGACCCCCUCCUGGGACGACACACCAUCAAGAAGGGAAGCUGUAUCAAAGUGGGAGACAAGGAGUGCUUCUUCCAUCCCAGCUUCAGACUCAUCCUUCACACUAAACUGGCCAACCCGCACUAUAAGCCGGAGAUUCAAGCCCAGACCACCCUUAUUAAUUUUACUGUGACCAGGGACGGCUUGGAGGACCAACUGUUGGCUCAGGUCGUCAACCAGGAGAGGCCCGACCUCGAGCAUCUCAAGAGUGAACUGACCAAACAGCAGAACAUGUUUAAGAUUGAGCUAAAAGUUCUAGAAGACGAGCUGCUGACCAGGUUGUCUGCAGCAGAGAGUAACUUCCUGGGGGACGAUGUGCUGGUGGAGAAGCUGGAGAGCACAAAGCAUACUGCUGCUGAGAUUGAGAUGAAGGUUCUGGAAGCUAAAGUCAAUGAGGUGAAGAUAAACGAAGCCAGAGAGUAUUACCGUCCAGUCGCUGUCAGAGCUUCCCUGCUCUACUUCAUCAUGAACGACCUGAACAAGAUCAACCCCAUGUACCAGUUCAGCCUCAAGGCAUUCAAUGUCGUUUUCCAUAAGGCGGUGGACAUGGCUGAGGCCUGUGAGGACGUGACCAGCAGAGUGAACACUCUAAUAGACUGUGUUACCUACUCCACCUUCAAUUACAUCAGCAGGGGGCUCUUUGAGAGGGACAAGCUCACCUUCAGUGCACAACUGGUCUUCCAGUUGUUCAUGAUGAGUAAGGAGAUAGAUGUACGUGAGCUUGACUUUCUAUUACGCUUUAACAUCGACCACGUUUAUGUCAGUCCUCUGGACUUUCUUUCCAAUGCUGCAUGGAGCGCCAUCAAGGUGAUGAGUUUCACUGAUGAGUUUCGGGGUCUAGACCGGGAUAUUGAAGGCUCUCCUAAGCGCUGGAAGAAGAUGGUGGAGUCCGAGUGUCCAGAGAAGGAGAAGUUUCCACAGGAGUGGAAAGGCAAAAGCUCCCUGCAGAAGCUCAUCAUGAUGAGAGCUCUGCGACCCGACCGUAUGACUUAUGCUGUCAGGAACUUUGUGGAGGAGAAGCUCGGGGUGAAAUAUACAGAAGGUCGUAAGACAGAAUUUGCAAAGUCCUUCAGAGAAAGUGGUCCAGCCUCUCCCAUGUUCUUCAUUCUCUCACCUGGAGUGGACCCUCUUAAAGAUGUGGAGUCUCUUGGAAGAAAACUGGGCUUCACCAUCGACCUUGGCAAGCUUCACAACGUGUCCUUGGGUCAGGGCCAGGAGGCUGUGGCUGAGGUUGCCAUGGAAACCGCUGCAAAGGACGGUCACUGGGUUAUAUUGCAGAACAUUCAUUUGGUUGCUCGCUGGCUGGGCUCACUAGAGAAGCUUCUGGAACGCUACUGUGAGGACAGCCAUCCUGACUACAGAGUAUUUAUGAGUGCGGAGCCUGCACCAACCACUCAGGAACACAUUAUUCCACAGGGAAUUCUGGAAAAUGCCAUCAAGAUCACCAAUGAGCCUCCCACAGGCAUGCAUGCUAACUUGCAUGCAGCUCUGGAUAACUUUGACCAGGACAUCCUGGACCAGUGUAGCCGUGAGCAGGAGUUCAAGACCAUCCUCUUCUCUUUGUGUUACUUCCAUGCCUGUGUGGCCGAGAGGCGGAAGUUUGGACCCCAGGGGUGGAACAGGAAGUAUCCCUUCAACACAGGAGAUCUAACCAUAUCUGUUAAUGUCCUGUAUAACUACUUGGAGGCUAAUGCACAGGUGCCAUGGGAAGAUUUGCGAUAUCUGUUUGGUGAGAUCAUGUACGGAGGACACAUCACGGAUGACUGGGACAGAAGACUCUGCAGAACCUACCUGGAAGAAUACAUGCAGCCCAACCAGUUUGACCGUAAGCUUGCAUUGGCGCCCGGAUUUUUUGUUCCAUCCAACCUGGACUACCAGGGGUACCAUGACUUCAUAGAUGAGAUGCUGCCCCAUGAGAGUCCUGUGCAUUAUGGGAUGCACCCCAACGCAGAAAUUGACUUCCUGACUGUGACAUCAGAUAAUUUAUUCCACACUCUGCUGGAACUGCAGGCUCCUGAUGCUGUGAUGGGGGAGGGUGUAUCAGGGACCCUGGAGGAGAAGGUGAAAACAGUCUUGGAUGAGUUGCUGGAGAAGCUCCCAGAGCAGUACAACAUGACCGACAUCACCUCCAAGACAGCUGAACGCUCGCCUUACAUCCUGGUGUGUUUCCAGGAGUGUGAGCGCAUGAACAUGCUCAUCUCAGAGAUACGUCGCUCCCUCAAGGAGCUGGACCUGGGACUUAAAGGUGAGCUUGCCAUCUCCCCUGAGAUGGAGAAGUUGCAGGCAGCUUUGUUUCUUGACAACGUUCCAGACUCAUGGACCAAGCUGGCCUACCCGUCCACUUACAGCCUGGCUAUAUGGUAUAAUGAUGUGUUACAGCGCUGUAAAGAACUAGACAGCUGGACCCAAGACCUGUCCCUGCCCACUGUUGUGUGGCUGAGUGGACUCUUUAACCCACAGUCCUUCCUCACAGCUGUGAUGCAGAGCCUGGCCCGUAAGAACGAGUGGCCCCUGGAUAAAGUCAACUUGACUGUGGAUGUGACCAAGAAGUUUAAGGAGGAGUUCAACCAGCCUGCUCGAGAGGGAGCAUAUGUAUAUGGACUUUACAUGGAAGGAGCCAGAUGGGAUACUCAGGCCGGAGUGAUCACAGAAGCUCGUUUGAAGGAGCUGACACCGGCCAUGCCUGUCAUCUCUGUCCGAGCGGUGCCCAACGACCGCCAGGAGACCAGGAACAUCUAUGAGUGUCCUCUCUACAAGACCAAGAUCAGAGGGCCCACGUAUGUUUGGACGCUGAGCUUGAAGACAAGAGAGCGACCUGCCAAGUGGGUCCUGGCUGGAGUGGCUCUGCUUCUCAGCGUGUGACUUGACUAUUACUUUACCCUUUAUUAGGUAUACACGAAUUGGAACUUAAUCAUUUUACUUUUAUGGUAUAUAUAAAGUGUAAUCAUAAAAAUUGCAUCAAAUUCAUAAAACUGUCCAUCUCAUAAAAUCUUUUUGCAAUUUAACAUGCAAUAUACAGCAUUCUAAAAACACUAUACAAUUCUUAAUAGUCAUAUAAGUGUAAAAAUAAGUUAACUUUAACAUUAAAGGGCCCUGUAUGCAGUGGGUUCCUCAAGCUGCCGAGAGGGUGCCAACAUUUGAACAUACUACAAACACAUACAGCCCCAAACUAGUUGUGUUCUUUGCCAGCUAAUGAUAGUAAUUUGACAAAGUUUAGCUACAUUAACCUUUUUUGAAUGUAUAGCCUAUCAUAACCACGACUACUACUACUACUACUACUACUACUACUACUACUACUACUGCUGUGUUAUGUGUAUGUAGGUGAAUAUAUGACAGCAACAUACAGUAUUUUAUUCAGGCUGAACAACAAUUUAUUUGGAUGUGAUUGUGAAAAGUAGAUAUUUGUGUGUCAAAUCUGUUCUUUUAAACCACUAUUUAUUUAUUGGUGAUGUGUAUUUAUUAAUAUUAAGCAUUAUCAUUUGCAAUUUGAUCAAAUGAAUGAGAAAAUCAAUUCUGUUGUGAAAAACCGCCAAGUGGUUGAGAGUUAAUUUUCCAAAUUGUACAACCUUAAGGGAAUUUGGCUUUAUAUGUUCUGCUGUACAACAUGCACAAUGUGAGUUGGAGGAUGCCCGGUGGGAUACGUUGUGAGCGUU
Doryrhamphus excisus (bluestripe pipefish) is the source of this 13460-nucleotide messenger RNA. RefSeq names its product dynein, axonemal, heavy polypeptide 9 like (gene dnah9l). The record is from RefSeq and is a predicted model, not a curated record. Gene Ontology annotation, cellular component: dynein complex. Gene Ontology annotation, molecular function: dynein light intermediate chain binding; minus-end-directed microtubule motor activity; ATP binding. Gene Ontology annotation, biological process: microtubule-based movement. Lineage: Eukaryota; Metazoa; Chordata; Actinopteri; Syngnathiformes; Syngnathidae.